Molecule: messenger RNA, 2430 nt
Organism: Malaya genurostris
Lineage: Eukaryota; Metazoa; Arthropoda; Insecta; Diptera; Culicidae
Product: probable peroxisomal acyl-coenzyme A oxidase 1
Exons: 8
Coding region: 284-2299 (671 amino acids)
Biological process (GO): fatty acid beta-oxidation using acyl-CoA oxidase; lipid homeostasis
Cellular component (GO): peroxisome
Molecular function (GO): acyl-CoA oxidase activity; FAD binding; fatty acid binding
Source: RefSeq, a predicted model, not a curated record
AAUCUGCGACUUUAUCAGUCAUUUAGAACGGCAUCAUUUGUUUCGCACAAUCAGUUACCUCCAGUCGUGAUCUGUGAUAAGUGGAGGUUAAAUAUUUAAGUGGCUCAGGUACAGCAGAUCUGUAGUCGAAGACAGAAUUUGCUAACAUUGAUAUAAUAAUAACCAGUUCUUAGCGGCAAUUCAUUGAAUUUUGCACUAGUGCUUAUUUUAAUUAAGUUAGUUUCAAAACAUUACCGUUCAUAACCGGUUCGUUGUUCUUGAAUACGUCAUAAUAAUUGGAGCUAUGCCGGCAGUCGACGUAAAUCAGGAUCUUCAGCAUGAGCGCAGCAAAUGCUCUUUCAAUCAGAAAGAGUUCACUCUCUGGUGGGUAGGAGGAAAAGAUGAACUGGAUAAGAAGAGAUUUAUGGAAAACUACUACGUCAACGAGCCGGAAUUUCACGAUGAAGUCCCAUUGUACUACGCCUCACACAAAGAAUUGUACGAACAAACGAUUCGUAAAGCGACGACAAUUUUCACCAAAGUAAGGAAAUUUCUUCAAGAACAAGGAAAAUACGAUGCUAAAAAUUAUGUUAAAUACGUUGACGCACUGCUGGGAACUGGCGUUAUGAAGGAUUCCAGUCCCUUGAGGCUCCACUUUGUGAUGUUCAUCCCAGCGAUUAUUGGUCAAGGGACACCGGAACAGCAGGCAAAGUGGCUCGAUAAAGCACUUAACUGUGAAAUACUUGGAACGUACGCUCAGACUGAACUGGGACACGGGACUUUUCUGCGUGGAUUGGAAACUACGGCUACCUUCGACGAACGAACCGAUGAAAUCGUGCUCAACAGCCCAACAUUGACUGCCUAUAAAUGGUGGCCGGGUUCUUUGGGUCAAACCGUGAACUACUGUAUUGUAAUGGCUCAGUUGUACUCCAAUGGUAAGUGUCAUGGCGUUCAUGCGUUUAUGGUACAGGUUCGAGAUGAGGACACUCAUAUGCCGCUUCCUGGUUUGGAAAUUGGAGAUAUCGGUCAUAAAAUGGGUUUCAAAGGAGUCAACAAUGGUUUUCUUGGUUUCAAGAACUACCGAAUCCCCAGAAGCAACAUGCUCAUGCGCAAUGCCCAACUGCAAAGGGAUGGAACCUAUUUGAAACCAGUUACACCGGUACUGACAUACGGUACCAUGGUGUUCGUGCGUGUGCUCAUCGUCCGUGGAAUGGCUAGCGACUUGGCCAAGUCGGCUACGAUUGCAGUGAGAUAUUCAUCUGUUCGUCGCCAGAGUGUGAUUAAUCCAGACCAACCAGAAGUGCAAAUAAUUGACCACCUGACUCAACAAGGAAAACUGUUGCCGCAAAUUGCCAAAGCGAUCGCCCUGAAAUUAACUGCCGAAAAUCUAUGGAAAAUGUACCAGGAAACGACUUCGGAACUGAAUUCGGGUAAACUGGAUCGUUUGCCUGAACUUCAUGCCAUCGCUUGUUGUUUGAAAGCCGUCUCUACAACCGAUGCUGCAAAGGGAAUCGAGGUGUGUCGGUUGGCUUGCGGAGGUCACGGAUAUCUAUCCAGUGCUAAUUUCAUGAGUUUCUAUACCGUGGCAAUGGCUGCUUCAACGUACGAGGGCGAGAACACUGUGCUAUUGCUGCAGACGGCUAGGUAUCUUAUUAAAAUGUGGAACCAAGCGUCGAAAGGAAAGAAACUGGUACCGACGGUUGAAUAUUUAGCUAAAUUCGUUGGAAAGCCCACUAAACGACAGCCUUGGAGUGAAUCAAUACCGGUAAUCAUAGCGGCCUUUCAAACGAUUACGGCUAAUCGAUUGAAGCAAGCAAACGCACGUAUUGAGCAACGAAAACGUGGAGGAUCUACGCCGGAAGAAGCCACCAAUCUAACCGCAUUAGAGCUGGUACGGGUUGCCGAGCUUCAUGGUCGUGGAUUUGUGUUGCAGUCUACCUAUGAAAUGGUUGAACUUGCCUGUCAGACUUGUUCUUCUGAACUGGCAACGGUGUUGCGAAAUUUGUGCAAGCUAGUGGUAUACGAUGAAGCUUUGAAGUUUUCCGGAGACUUGUUGAGGUUUACAACCAUUUCGGAGACGGGCCUCGUACAACUGCAGCAAAAAUACGAAACCAUUCUGGCCGCGAUUCGUCCGAAUGCUGUUGGGAUUGUGGAUGCUUUCGACUAUCCCGAUUACGUGUUGGGUUCUGCCCUCGGAGCAUUCGAUGGAAAUGUGUAUCAGCGUUUGUACGACGAAGCCCUGAAGAGCCCUUUGAAUCAGGAACCGGUAAACAAAACUUUCGAACUGUACUUGAAGCCCCUGAUGCGAUCGAAACUGUGAUUGGAAUCGGAUCAGGAAAUCAGAAAGAUUGCACGUAUUCAUGUAUAACGACACACUGCGUUAGUUCUACUGUGCGAUGUUUUUUAAUUGAUUGUGAUUAUAUUUGAUUAAAUUUGGUGUUUUUCUUUGAA